This is a messenger RNA of Penicillium verrucosum, 252 nucleotides long. RefSeq lists its product as uncharacterized. The record is from RefSeq and is a predicted model, not a curated record. Bases 1 to 252 code for a protein of 83 amino acids. The transcript has a single exon. NCBI's taxonomy places the organism in Eukaryota, Fungi, Ascomycota, Eurotiomycetes, Eurotiales, Aspergillaceae.
AUGAAAGUCUUUGAUAUCCUGAUGGCCUGGUUCCGAGUCAACUCUGGGACUGCUCACAUCUUCUGCCUCCAACGCGAUCCCCAAGACACCAUCCCCAAUCCCCAGAACAAACACAAGAAACAGAUCUUGUCAACCUGGAUCGAUCAUCAUGAAAUUGGCAGUACAUACCAAGAAGUGAUCGACCAUACAUCGCAAAUCCGAGUCGCAUCCCCGACUCUUGAUACCCCAGUUUCCAAUUUCCUAACCAGCUAG